This is a messenger RNA of Gorilla gorilla gorilla (western lowland gorilla), 2335 nucleotides long. It is a transcript of the gene FABP2, whose product is annotated as fatty acid binding protein 2. Lineage: Eukaryota; Metazoa; Chordata; Mammalia; Primates; Hominidae. The coding region runs from base 142 to 540 and encodes 132 amino acids. The record is from RefSeq and is a predicted model, not a curated record. Gene Ontology annotation, molecular function: fatty acid binding. The transcript is spliced from 4 exons.
AUAGAGUAGUUAGGUGAUUUCCUGAACUUUAAGCUUCCACAUCACAGUAUGAAGUUGGUUCUAAGAUAAGAAAUAUAAUACAUUCUCGCCCAAGGACAGACCUGAAUCUCUAGCUGCCUGGAGGCUGACUCAACUGAAAUCAUGGCGUUUGACGGCACUUGGAAGGUAGACCGGAGUGAAAACUAUGACAAGUUCAUGGAAAAAAUGGGUGUUAAUAUAGUGAAAAGGAAGCUUGCAGCUCAUGACAAUUUGAAGCUGACAAUUACACAAGAAGGAAAUAAAUUCACAGUCAAAGAAUCAAGCGCUUUUCGAAACAUUGAAGUUGUUUUUGAACUUGGUGUCACCUUUAAUUACAACCUAGCAGACGGAACUGAACUCAGGGGGACCUGGAGCCUUGAGGGAAAUAAACUUAUUGGAAAAUUCAAACGGACAGACAAUGGAAACGAACUGAAUACUGUCCGAGAAAUUAUAGGUGAUGAACUAGUCCAGACUUAUGUAUAUGAAGGAGUAGAAGCCAAAAGGAUCUUUAAAAAGGAUUGAGCAUUAUUCUUGGAGCACAGUCCAAAAUACAAAUUGGACAGAAGAUCUAUAUUGUACCAGAACUGUUUAUUUCACCCCAUCAAGUAUAAGGUUACUGACUGAUUGGUCCUUUUAUAAACAUUGGUAUAUUUCCAUUCAUGCCAAAGCAAAAGAAGUAAAAGCUAAUUAGGAUUUAAUUUGUUUCAUAUUCUCUAAGAUAUAUAUUGACUAAAAGAAUUUGUGACAUUUUAAAAAACAAAAAUAAAUAUUGUGUCCAUGUUGCUUUAUAUGUAGCCUUGCCUUUUAAAAGAAAAAGUAUGUGAAUAUGAAUUGACAGAUUGUUUUCGUAGAGAGAGGGUCUUACUCUUUCACUCAGGCUGGAAUGUAGUGGAGAGAUCAUAGCUCACUGUAACCUCAAACUCCUGGACUCAUACAAUCUUCCUGCCUCAGGCUUCUGAGUAGCUAGGACUAUGGGUACAUUCCACCGUGCCCAGCUAAUUUUUGUUUUGUUUUCUUUUUAUUUUUUUUAGAGAUGGGGUCUUGCUAUAUUGCCCAGGCUGGUCUUGAACCCCUGGCCUCAAGCGAUCCUCCUGCCUCAGCCUCUCAAGUUGUUUUUUUCUUUACAUUUGAUAAACUAAAAGCAUAGGCUGCAUAUGAGUCUUUAACAUCUUGAACUGGUUGUGAAUAAUUUUCUGGCACUGGUUGUAAGUAAUAUCUAUUAUUAUAAAAAUAAUAUAUGCUCAACCAGAAAACUUAGAAAUAAGAAACACAAAUGUAAAAUAAGUAUUUCCAUAACUCAUAAUCCAGAGAUAAUUGCCAUUCUGAUUUUGAUAGAUAUCCUCUCAGCCCUCUUCCCUGGGGGCAGAUAUUUCCCAAUACAUACCACUUUGAAUAGGAUGACAAGAAAUAAAUGAUGUACUACAUUAAAUUAAAUUAUUGUAUCACAUUUUUGUACACAUCAGUCAUUCCCAGGCUUGGCUGAAAAUCAGGAUCAUCUGAGAAACUUAAACAAUUUCUGCAUUCUUAAUCUCCACUGUUAUUCUAUUAUAUCAGAAUCGCUAAUAGAACCAAGAAUUCUAGAAAAUUUCCUGGUGAUUCUGAUGCAGCCUGUCCACUAACUUGUCUUUGAGAACAAUGGAGAUAUCAGUUACCAAUGUUAUUUUUAACCACCCCCUUCUUUUUUGUUGUUGUGGGUUUUUUCACAUAAACACAUACAUUGCCAAUUUUCCAGGGCUCAAAAAGUUUCCUUUUAUUCAUAUUUUCACAUGACGUAAAAUUUUAUGUGCUUCACGUAAUUGUAUUUUAGCAGGGUACAUAUUAGGGGAUGGAGAGGGGGUAAAAUUUUUAAGCAUUUGCAGCUGCAACUCUAUAGACUUUUGACAAAUUCUUUUUCACACUGAUGUAGAUAACAGCUUAACAUUUACAUAGUUCUUACUACUUGCCACACACUGUUCUAAGUGGUAUAUACAUAUGACAUAUAUAUUAAAAUGUGGGAAGAAAAAUGUUUGAGUACCUGAUGAAAAUGAAUAGAUUAGAGAGUAUGUAAUCUUUGAAAGUUGAAUACUGCGUGUUCUCACUUAUAAGUGGGAGCUAAAUAAUGUAUACACAUGGACACACCAGAGUGUAGAAUAAUAGACACUGGAGACUUGGAAGAGUUGGAGGGUUGGCAGGGGGCGAUGAUAAUUUACUUAAUGGGUACAAUGUACAUUAUUCAGGGGGUGAUGGUUACAGCCCAGACUUUACCACUAUGCAAUAUAUCAAUGUAACAGAACUAUACUUGUACUCCUUAAAUUUAUAUAAGAAUACCUUAAAUCUA